This is a messenger RNA of Gryllus bimaculatus (two-spotted cricket), 2420 nucleotides long. Lineage: Eukaryota; Metazoa; Arthropoda; Insecta; Orthoptera; Gryllidae. The record is from the annotation of a GenBank genome assembly.
UUCAAAAUUCGUGCGUUGAAAUGUUAUCUCUUAGCAAAACUCCCCGUGCAAUCAGAGAAGUAUAAACAACUCUCUGAGCAAAACUUUUCAAAACUUAAAUUUCAGUACAGUGUUGGUCAACUUUCUGUUCAUAGGCCACGAAUUUUAUAAACAGCAUUUCUUAAGUUUUCAGGUUUGUAGUAAUAGUCACAGAGUAUUAGCUGGUAUUGGUCAUUGUACUCAUUUGUGUCGUGUUUCUCCGAUCGACCGCCACUUUUGGAUCUGUUCAUUGAGCAACAUUACAUCAGUUCAUUUAAAAAUUAUCAUAGGUUGAAAUGUCACCUCAGCAACUGGUUUUAAGUUGGAAAGAUCACAAUGGUGCAUUGGUGUCUGUUGUUGGAAUCUUUGAAAAGGAAUUUAGGGUAGACUGUAUUCUGGCCGCAGAUGGUCAAUAUGUAAAGCCAUAAAGUUGUGCUUUCUGCUUGCAGUUCAUAUUUCGAGUUGUUAUUUAGUCAAGAGAGUGAGAAGAAUCCAAUAGUUAUUCUCAAAGAUGUGAAAUUUCAAGAACUGGAAGCUGCUGUUAAUUUAUGUACCGAGGUUGAAGUUGAAGUUGUGAAGAUAGAUUGCAGCUUUUCUGGAAGUUGCAGAUUCUUUGCAAUAAAGGGUUAGGCAGCGAUGGAAAAUCUUCAUGAUGCCAGAGGAAAGUCUCCAACACCAAAGAGCUUGAAGGCUGCAGUUCCUCCAAAAGCACAUUCCAGGAGAAAGGAAGUCACCUUCAUGGAAAGUGAGAAUACUGUAGAGAGUUGCAUCACCCUCGACAGCGAUAAGAAUAGCAACGAAUGUUCUUCUCACCAUCAUCUACCUCAUAGAGACACAUCAGGUUCUUCCCCCAAUUCUUCUGCACUUGCCAAAGCAUCUUCCUUCAGCAUACCAUCGGCUUCUACUUCGUGCCCAGUUAGAGUAGAAACUGACCAUGAUAGAGACAAACUGGAGAAUAAUCAGUGCUUGUCCCCUUUUGUGUCUACUUUCCCUUCAGGAGAUACUGUGCCAUCAGAUGUGAACACUGUAAUUAAAACUGAACCUGUCUCUGAUAGUUAUGUGGAUGUAAACUCGGAUGAGUCUGAGAGAGACUUUGAUGAUGUGACAAUGAUGGAAGAUCAGAAAGACUGGGAUGAUCCUAAUAUUGAAUCUGUGGGUGAUGACCAUUCUUCAAAUCAACAUGAUCCUGGUGAGUUCAUUUAGUUAGGGUCCUCUUUAUCCAGACAUGUCCUCCUUUUUAUACUUUUGUCCAGGCACUUUUUUUAAAUAUUGAAAUGACCCUUCUUUUAUCACUUGCUUGCCUGAGAGCAUGACAGUUUGAAAUUAUUUGUUUUGACUCCUAUUUAUACUAAUAUACCUGUAUAUGGUAGCACUAACAUCAACUUUUUUUUUACUGUACAAAUCAAGAGAUUUACUCAUUCUUAUUCUUAGAAAUUUUGUGAACUGUUAGUGAUUCAACAACUCAAGGUAUUUCUCCUUAUCAUAAGAUUCAAUCUCUCGAUAUCACCCAAUCAGUAUUACUAUGGAAUGCCAACCCACGUUUACAUAAAAAUUAAAUAAUUAAUGACAAGUUUAUGAAAAAUCAUCUUUUUAAUUAAUAGCUUUAUAAUAUGUUAAUUAUCAAAAGUCCACUAAACUCUAUCAAAGAAACUGAAAUUCAGUGAUUUUAUGUAGCAUAUUUUGUGUUAAUGCAUCAUAUUUCCAUUAUAUUUUAGCUUCAUAUUUAUUCCUCUAUUAUAUAUUUUAUUAUUCCUUCAUCCAUUAUAUUAAAAUUUCAAAUGUUAUUGCUUUUUUGUUCUUAAUGUGGCAUAUUUCUCAUGGAAUUUCAUUUAAUAUGCAUAUUUGCCUCCUUGAACUGAAAAGUGUAUUUUACAAAUGUAAAUGCUAUUCAUAAAAAAUCAUGGGAAUGCCUUUUGUUUGUUGUAGCUGUGUUUGUCUGAACUUCUUUUAGAUGAUAUCAUGAUGCUUGUAUCCGGAAAAAAUUUAUCCGAUCAUGAAUGAUGUGAUAAUUUAUCUUUGAUAAAGAAUUUGUGGCAUAACUUGAUGAUGACGUGAACAAAAUCAUUACAUUUAACUUCAAAAAUUGUCACUAGUAGAGAGAGAGUGGAGAGGAAAAAGCUAAUUUAAUUGUUAAAAGUAAAAGCUUUAUAAUUGCGCAUGAAUAUGUAAAACUUCAUUGUUAGUGCAUAUUUCAUUACUUCUGGCAAAUGUUAGAGCAUAUUUGCAUGCAUUGCUAUUGAUGCAGCAUUCACUUUCUAGCCUUAUAAUGCUAACAAGAUUGCGAAUAAUAUUUUGCUAAUAUUUUUAUGUGUCUAAUUCUAGGUGAAUAAGCGCACAUUAAUUCAAAAGUAAAACUAUUCUGGAAAAAAAAAAAAAAAAAAAAAAAUUAAUUGCAUAGUUUC